ACCUCCGGGCAGCUCCCAUGCAAACGCAUCCCAGCAGCAGGCGGGUUAGUUAGAGUGGUUCAGACAGCAGCUCCGCGUCAGGACAUACAGCUGCAGCCCUGGUCAGUCAUCUGACAGGAGAACAACACCCUCUGCAUAACAAGGCUGCUGACGUGCGGUGCGGACAGGGCGAGUUCUUGUGUUAAUUGGUAUAUUACCGAGGACUGCGAGAGCUGCUGUUGCUGCUGGUUCACGUUAAUUGCGAUGUCGAUGUUAACGAAGGCGUGCCUGCGCCCAGCUGAGCUCCGGGGAGGGGCAGUGAAACUCGCGGCCCCGGUGUGACGCACAACCCUGCCGGACAGAGCGGACCGCGGACUCACCGCAGGGAUGGUCAUCGAUUAGAGCGACGUCAUCGAAACUCACGCUUUCGGUAUAACAAAAAUAUAUCGUUUUUUAUUUUAAAAUCGGUUCUUGAACUCUACUGCAGUGUUUUACAAGUGUAACGUGAAGGCGUGUCUUUAGAGAAAGCACCCAAUUCUCCCUCUUCUGUGUAAACCCCCGACUGGGACACGUGUGGUUCAAGGUGCUCCCGGGGUAUUGGUUUCGCAAUGACUGAGCGCUCAGGUCUCCUCGGAGUCGCCCGGUUUCUCUUUCCCCUUCACAGCGCGUCUCCUCCGCAGAUGCCCGGACACACAGGCCGGAGGUCCCGUAGGCGCCGCCCCGGACAGAGAAGCCACAACAUGGGACAGUCGCUCAGACCGCCCGCCGCCUCGGCUUCCUCCUCCGAGGACUUGGACACCGCCCGAGUGACGUGGACCGCCCUCCCCGUCCCCGUGCAGGAGGAGGUGCUGCUGCUCCUGCCGGCGCGCGAGGUGGUCUGCACGUGCCGGCGGGUGUGCCGGCUGUGGCGGGACCUGGUGGACAGCGCCUCCCUGUGGAAGAGGAGGUGCGCGCGGGAGGGGCUCCGGCCCUGCGACCCCGCCUGCCCGCCGGCUGACUGGAGGGUGUUCUACUUCCUGUGCCGCAUGAGACGCAACCUGCUGAAGAAUCCCCGGGCGGACGACGAGUUCAGGGGCUGGACGCUGGUGUCCAACGGGGGAGACAAGUGGGCCAUUGAGCCAGUGGGCACGCCUCUUCCCGACCCCGCGGUCCAGAAGUACUUCGUCACCUCGUACUACAUGUGCCUGAAGUCCCAGCUCAUCGACCUGGUGGAGGAGGGCUACCGGCCCGCCCUCCUGGACAAGGUGCAGCCCGAUAUCGUCGUCUCUGACUGGUGCGUGAGCUCCUCCAUUUGCGUCCAGCUGCUGUCCCAGAGGAAGCAGGUCCUGCAGGAGUUCCGCCCUAAGCCCGUGCACUUCGAGCAGUGGAACGACAUGCAGUGGCACCAGAUGAGGCACGUGUUCCGGCAGUAUGGCCGCGGGGUGCGCUUCGUCAAGUUCACCCACGGGGGCAAGGACUGCCAGUUCUGGGCCGGCUGGUAUGGCAUCCGGGUCACCAACAGCCUCGUGGAGAUCGACCCGGGAGCAGAGGAGCCCGCCCAGCCCCUGUGACCCAGCCCGGCCCGGCCCGGCCCGCUGGUCUCUCUCUCUCUCUCUCUCUCUCGACCCCAGCCCCCCUCUGCUGCUCCCUCUCUCACUGGUCGCACAGUGAACAUCUCUGACUGAUGAGGGGGGUGCUGGUGUUGCCUGAACACACCUGUGAAGCCACCGUCCCUGAGAGCGCCCCCUGCUGGCUCGGCACACCCCCUUAAUCGUUAACGGAGCCGCGUCAGACCCCAGCCUCUCCCUGCGCCUGGGUCGCCGAGCCUGCGAGGAAACGGAGAAGACCGAUGCUCUCGCUCCCCUUGGAAGCCUGUUCCUCUGUUCGAUUUCCCUGCCUGCUUUGUCUCUUCACAAAACACCGACACUGAAAUUAA
Lepisosteus oculatus (spotted gar) is the source of this 1894-nucleotide messenger RNA. The record is from RefSeq and is a predicted model, not a curated record. NCBI's taxonomy places the organism in Eukaryota, Metazoa, Chordata, Actinopteri, Semionotiformes, Lepisosteidae.